Molecule: messenger RNA, 864 nt
Organism: Fomitiporia mediterranea MF3/22
Lineage: Eukaryota; Fungi; Basidiomycota; Agaricomycetes; Hymenochaetales; Hymenochaetaceae
Product: DUF298-domain-containing protein
Exons: 7
Coding region: 1-864 (287 amino acids)
Biological process (GO): positive regulation of ubiquitin-protein transferase activity; protein neddylation
Cellular component (GO): ubiquitin ligase complex
Molecular function (GO): cullin family protein binding; ubiquitin conjugating enzyme binding; ubiquitin-like protein binding
Source: RefSeq, a predicted model, not a curated record
AUGCCUUUCUGCUCAUGGUGCAUUUCUAAUAAGACAACCAGCAGUGAUGACGGCGCAGAGGAAGGUUCAGCUCCUACUAAGAAACGGGCUUCCGGGAAAUCAAGAGAGCAAGAAGGUGUAAAGACGCCGGAGGAAAUCUUCGACACAUAUGCCGACGCCAAUGACCCUCAAGCAAUGGGUGCAGAAGGACUUGAGCGACUGUGUAAUGACGCUAAUAUUCCAAUGGACGGUGCCCGUCCACUGUUGCUCUCCUGGCAACUCGACGCGAAGGAGCUCGGGACCUUCUCACGCGACGAGUGGAUAAAUGGUAUGAAUGAGUUGCAAAUAAGGAGUCUUGAUUCAUUAGCCGACGCCCUCAUCGAUCUGGAAGAGCUGAUAGUGUUGCGCAAGCCUCCUCCAGCCAAGCCGACUGAACGAUCCAUCUCAAAAGGAAUUAAGUCAAAGUCCGCGCCACCCGCUAUUGAUAAGUACAAGAAGGACCGUUAUUGGAAAUACGCGGCGACUGUCGACUCAGCUUUCUCGGAGUUUUACGGCUUCUGUUUCACACUUGUCAAGAAAGAGGGUGCUCGCAGCAUAGAUAUGGAUUAUGCUUGCGCCUUCUGGUCGGUUAUUCUAGCACCGACAUAUCCCCUCAUGUCGGAAGUCAUAGAUUUCAUAAAUGACAGAGGGACGUAUAAGGGUGUUAACAAGGACCUAUGGACUAUGAUGAAGGAGUAUUGUGAAUCGGUAACUCCCAAUCUGGAUGGCUACGAUAGUGAAGGGGCUUGGCCCACCUUACUCGACGACUUCGUUGAAUGGAAGAAGGGGAAAGCCGGUAGCAGCGCCGGAUCCGAUCCCGAAAACGCUCGGCCCCCUUCCACCUGA